UUCUCAUUCAGCUAGUUUAAGUUUCUAUUAGAUCAUACUUUGUGAUCUUUCUUGUUUGAUAAUGGCGACAAGAACGAGUAUCCUUAGCUUAGUGUUUGCGAUGAUGAUGAGCUUCACGGUUCUCUCGGGUUACUCUUGGGCGAGGGUCUACAAAGUUGGAGACUCCGAGGGAUGGACUGCUAAAGACGAUGUCUACUACGCUUGGGCAGAGAGAGACUAUAAGGAGUUCCACGUGGGAGAUUCUCUCGUCUUCGAAUACGAUCCCAUCAUCAACGACGUGACUCAAGUCUCUGGCGGUUUGGAAUACGAGUUCUGCGACCUUUCUUCUCCUAAAGCCGUAUACAACACAGGACACGAGGUCGUGACUCUCACAGAACCAGGUUUUCACUACUUCAUCACCUCAAACCAAGAACAAUGCGUAUUGGGACAUAAGCUCGAAGUUCUUGUCGUCCAAGACCCCUCAAGUCCGGUUCCUCCACCAACACCUAGCAAGACCCUCCCUGUCGGAAACACCUACAAGGUCGGAGACUCAGAAGGAUGGAAAGUUUAUGACAGUGACUUCUACAACAAGUGGAGUGAGGAGAAACAGUUUCAUGUUGGAGAUAGUUUGAUUUUCGAGUAUGCCGAUGAAGUCAACGACGUUUAUAAGAUCAGCGGGGAUCUAGAGUUCAUGACGUGCGACCCAACGUCUCCUGUAGCUGUGCACAAGACAGGACACGAUCUUGUUAGGCUUACGGAACCGGGAGUUCAUUAUUUCAUAACCUCAAACUCGGGUUCUUGUGAGGCUGGUCUUAAGCUUCGAGUGAUGGUGGGACCAGUACCUAAAGUUGUUCUUUACCCUAAUUUUCCGAAGAAGGUGGACUUCUCAGCUAUGGAGCGCCUCAACAACUGGUUGAAGACUUUCAAACCCCAACAUUAACAAGCUUGGAGCUAUUGUUGUCUCUUUCUCUUGUCUCGUUUUAGUUUUUUUAUUUCUCUGUUACCAUCGUUGUAUAGUUUAUUUGAUUCAAACAGUAUUCAAUAAAAUUUCAUGUUUGAUUAAACGUAGCUGAAUCACAAAACUAACAUACAAUUUGAAUAUCAAAUGUACCUUUUAUUAAACUCAACAGAAACAAAACUACGAGUUUCAAGCAAAUUCAGUUUACCAACACUACUGCAAUUCCUUUUAUUAAUACUAAGGGAGACUCUCCUUCUUUCAUAAGAGUGUGUCAUAACAUUAGUUGCCAUUAAAUAAAUAGACACUUUAACUGGUUUCUUGAACUGGAACAGAGCUGUUCGUUUCCUCGGACACUUUGAAGAAAGUGUAAGACAGUAUCAGGUUGUUGAUUCCGUCCAUUCUUGGAUCAGUCUCAAACUCCGGAUCAAUGUAGAAGAGCACCUGCCAAACAAAAAAAAAAGAAAAAAAAGUCUUAGUGGGUUCUUGAUUUUGCUCAAGGAAUAUCAAACAGAGCCAAUAACAAAU
Molecule: messenger RNA, 1462 nt
Organism: Brassica rapa (field mustard)
Lineage: Eukaryota; Viridiplantae; Streptophyta; Magnoliopsida; Brassicales; Brassicaceae
Product: early nodulin-55-2
Cellular component (GO): plasma membrane
Molecular function (GO): electron transfer activity
Source: RefSeq, a predicted model, not a curated record